CACAAAGGGGAUGAAUACAUCUUUACUUCCCUGCCUCAGAGGCUCCUGCAGGCGCCUGGAGCGCCUGUAGGUGCAUAGGGUCACUCGUCCUUGGAGCCAUGCCCAGGUGCGCACGGACGCCCUUUGCUCUAGCACCCUUUGCCUACGCAGACCCGCGCGCCGCCGACACACCUCGCAGCUACCGGAGCGCGCCCGGCACUCAGGGCUCAGCGGCAGGUGCCUCGCCGCGCAGACUCGCCGGGCGCGGGGACCGGCUCGGGCGCGGGGCCGGCUGGGGCGGGGCGGCGGCGCGCGUUCCCCGCCGGCCACACCGGCCCCCCCUGCGCCCGGCGAGGGGCGUGUGCAGGGGCCUGGGACCGCGGGCCCCAUGUUCACGGAGCUGAGGACCAAGCUGAGCCCCCCGCGAGGCCGCACCGGGGCUGUGCGUGCCGGCUUCGGGGAGCGCCGGGAUGUGGACGCCACUGCCCACUUCAGCUUCUGCCGGACCCUCCUGGAGCACACAGUGUCAGCCGAGACCAUCCCCUGCCAUCUGCCUAGGACACCAAGCACCAGCCUCACUUGGCAUGACUCCCGCAGCCAGAGGGCAGUGGGUGGCCGGCCCGUCAAGCUCCUGCAGCAGCCUGGCACGGAGGGCCCCCAGGGCCGGCUGUACUCUGACCACUAUGGCCUGUACCACACGAGUCCCUCACUGGGCGGCCUGACGAGGCCUGUCGUCCUGUGGAGUCAGCAGGACGUCUGCAAGUGGCUCAAGAAGCACUGUCCCCACAACUACCUCGUCUACGUGGAGGCCUUCUCCCAGCACGCCAUCACUGGCCGGGCGCUGCUGCGGCUGAACGCGGAGAAGCUGCAGCGGAUGGGGCUGGCGCAGGAGGCGCAGCGGCAGGAGGUGCUACAGCAGGUGCUGCGCCUGCAGGUGCGCGAGGAGGGGCGGAGCCUGCAGCUGCUCAGCCAAGCUUCCUUUGGAAACGUGUCCUAGCUGCUGCCUGAGACUUGAACCCCAGACCCCAGCACUGUGACCGGAGCCCGGGGCAAGGAUGAGGCAGAGCUGGCUGAGCAGCCCCUCUUGGACCCUACAAGAGGCCCCAGGGGCUGAGCCUGGCCCAAUGGACAGGUGGGACUAGGAUUGCCACCUCCAGCCACCUCUGGUUGUGCACUCUGGGCUGUGCCUGGGAUUGGGCGGCCAGGGGCCGGGGGCUGCUUGAGUGUGGCCCCUCCUGCCAAGCCCACCCCCCGGUGCUGCUGGCAGCAUUUGGGGCAGCCACCUGUAGCCAGAGCGGGGUUUGGAUGUCCCCCUAGACUCCCAGGGAGUCUGUCUAUUUAUAUUCCCUUCACCUGCAUUGAUGUCUGUCCCCCAGUGCCAGCUGAGUCACGCGUCCUCUGGGCAUCCUGCCCUCUCCCAGGGUGAGAGGUCUGUCUGUCCGUCCACUCAUCUAGUUCUUUGCCGUCCCUCUGCACCUAGAGGACUGCCCACACAGGUGGGGUAAACUGCCGAGGCUCCCUUUGGCAUGUCCCCCUCCCCUGCCCCCGCCCCAGACUCAGCAGGCCCAACCCACAGCCCAGGUAAUCAGCAUCGGCAUCCGCUCAGCCAGGCACCGUGCCAAGCACUCAUUAGUUAUGACACCCUCCCCAUGUCCCCAUCUAUUCAUGGGAACUGAGGCAAGAGAGGGCCCGGGCUUGCCUGAGCACCCAAGCCCUCACAUGGCACAAUGAGGACCCCACGCCCAGCGCCCGGCACCAGGCUCCACUGUGUCUUGGCCUUAGUUUGGGAAGGUCUCCCUCCUCCCAGGGUCAUGGAGACUGCCUUCGAGGCACAGUCGUGGGUGGGUAUUCCCACUUCCCUUUUCCCAAGAAAACCCGGAUUCACAUAUGAAUCUGUUCUGAGGGCUGCACCCCCCAUGCCCGCCCACUGGAGACCCAGCCAGCACCUGAGCAACCAUUCCGUGGGCCAGAGUGCCUGAGGUUUGGGGCGGGUGCUGCCCAGGAGAGGGACAGUGAGGGUAGUCCUGGCAGCCCCCAAGCUCUUGCUCCUUGCCCUGCCACUCACCUAGGGGACUCUGAAAAUCUCAAGGACGGAUGAGACUAUGCCCCCAGCACCCUCUCUGUGCCCUGAGCUGGCUUUGGGAAGGGAGGCUGGUUGUUGCAGGUCCUGAGUGGAAUUUGAACAACGGGCCUGGUGCCCCCCAUCCGUGUGCCCCUCCAUGGGAAGACCCCUCGUGCAUUGUGGCUGCCCUGAGUGUCCCCGCCCACCUCAUGCCAUCACUACUCCGUCCUUUUCAGAGGCCUCUUCCCACACUCCUGUCUCAUCCUCCUUGUUUUGCGCUCACUUUUUUAUAUUCUGACAAAAAGACCAGAAAUAAACCUGGUUCUCAAGCGC
Messenger RNA from Diceros bicornis minor, 2374 nucleotides. RefSeq names its product sterile alpha motif domain containing 10 (gene SAMD10). The coding region runs from base 368 to 976 and encodes 202 amino acids. The transcript is spliced from 5 exons. The record is from RefSeq and is a predicted model, not a curated record. Lineage: Eukaryota; Metazoa; Chordata; Mammalia; Perissodactyla; Rhinocerotidae. Gene Ontology annotation, cellular component: cytoplasmic side of plasma membrane. Gene Ontology annotation, biological process: cell surface receptor protein tyrosine kinase signaling pathway. Gene Ontology annotation, molecular function: protein binding.